Truncatella angustata is the source of this 1611-nucleotide messenger RNA. Its product is annotated as major facilitator superfamily domain-containing protein. NCBI's taxonomy places the organism in Eukaryota, Fungi, Ascomycota, Sordariomycetes, Amphisphaeriales, Sporocadaceae. The record is from RefSeq and is a predicted model, not a curated record. The coding region runs from base 1 to 1611 and encodes 536 amino acids. Gene Ontology annotation, molecular function: transmembrane transporter activity. The transcript has 3 exons. Gene Ontology annotation, biological process: transmembrane transport.
AUGGUCCUAACAAAACAGAGAUCGCUUCGAAAUCCCGAUGACUUCCCUACCUUUCAACUGUUCCUUCUGGCUAUCGUGCGUCUUGCCGAGCCCAUUGCCUUGACUUCUAUCUUCCCUUAUGCUUGGUCAUUGGUGAAGAAGUUCAAAAUCGGAAACGAGCAAGAUGCCUCUUUCUAUGCUGGCCUGCUCAUAUCAGCAUUUGCCCUCGCUGAAGCUUCAAUGGGCAUGUACUGGGGAGGGCUUUCUGACCGUGUCGGCCGAAAACCUGUCCUCUUAUUAGGAUGUGUAGGUACCAUGUUCAGCUUGAUCCUGGUAGGGUUCGCUACCAAUAUCUGGGUCGCACUCGCUGGCCGUGCUAUUGGUGGGUUCUUGAAUGGAAAUAUCGGCGUGAUACAAACCAUGGUCAGUGAGCUUGUCACUAAGAAGGAACAUGAGCCCCGUGCAUACUCGGUUAUGCCAUUUGUUUGGUCCGUUGGUACAAUCAUUGGCCCAACUAUUGGUGGCAUUUUCGCAGAACCUCACAAGACAUUCCCUGACAUCGUUCGCAAGGGCAGCAUCUUUGAAAUCUUCCCAUACUUGUUGCCCAAUCUUAUCUGUGCUGCCCUCUUACUUCUGAGCAUCGGCAUGGGCUAUUUCCUGCUUGAGGAAACACAUCCAGACAUGGCUCCUCGUGUGAUGCUUCCUGACUACACCUACAUCUCAGCCGAAACGCCGUUGAUCGAAACUGCGGAUGCGAUGAAACAGCCUCCAGUGGAUAUUCGUUCAGAGACUUACGGCACGUUCAGAGCGAGAAACAGUGCGGAGCUUGUCCGUGAGAUUGCUUGCACAAAGCAGGUCGAAAAGCCUAGGCACGUCACAAUUUUCACGAAGAGAAUUGUCGGCCUUAUUGUGGCUCUAUCAAUUUUCACCUACCAUUCAAUGACUUACGAUCACUUGUUACCCAUCUUCUUCGAGGAUGACAGGAUGCCGAUGAGUGCUUCAUCACAAGCUGCAGUUUUCUCAACAAUGAAUCCGUUCUACUCACCUGGUGGACUUGGCCUUUCCAUGUACGCCGUGGGAGUGAUCAUGGCUGUCAACGGUGCCAUCGCAUUAUUCGUCCAGGCCGUUGUCUUUCCCAUUGCGGCGUCACUCAUAGGCGUCUUCCGGUUGUUCAUCCUGGUAACCAUUCUUCAUCCAAUCGCAUAUCUCAUCAUGCCGAUGUUGCUCCACGUUCCCGAAGAUUGGUUGCGUCCUGCGAUAUAUGCCUGCUUAACUAUCAGGAACAUUCUGUCCAUCAUCCUCUACCCUCUGCUACUCAUCUUAAUCAAGGAUGCGACCCCUUGUAACUCGGUGCUCGGAAAGGUCAAUGGCUUGGCGGCAAGUGCUGGAGCUGCCUGCAGAAUGAUCGCUCCACCAGUCGCCGGCUACCUCUACACGAUGGGUAGUCGUCAGAACUUCACCGCGUUAGCUUGGUACGGAAGUGCUCUUGUGGCAGUUGUUGGCGCAAUUCAGUGCUUCUCGGUGAAGCGCGACAAGAAUGAUAGUGGUUUGGAAGACCCCGACAGCAAUGAUGGAAGAGCUACCGUUUCCGUUACGACCAUUCCCGAAGAACCGGAAGAGGAGCGGUUCUAG